GCAAAUUUACUAUCAUUCUCGGAGGAUGGCAGCUCUUGGUCUGUCUCCCACAUGUGCUAUGUCCAACCAGGAGCCUGCCUAUGUCCAUGAGUCAGAAAUUCCUCUUUCUUCAAAAGACCAUUCCUGUCCCCAGGAUGUGGAGCUGUUUGCAUACAAUGGCCUGGAGCCUCAUACAUCAACCAAUGUUGGUUCCCAGAAAUCAGUGACUUUCCAGGAUGUUGCCGUGGACUUCACUGAGAAGGAGUGGCCCUUGCUGGAUUCUUCUCAGAGAAAACUGUACAAAGAUGUGAUGCUGGAGAACUAUAGCAACCUUGCCUCAGUGGGGUGUCAGGUGAGCAAACCCAGCCUCAUCUCCCACUUGGAGCAAGAAGAGGAGCUGAGGACAGAGGAGCAGGAACUUCACCAAGGCCCUUGUCCCGAUUGGGAGACUCCAUCUAAAACCAAAUGGUCAAUUCUUAUGGAAGAUAUUUUUGGGAAGGAAACAUCUCAUGGUGUGACAAUGGAAAGCAGUCGGCUUGGAGAGAAAUCCAGUGACUAUGCUAACCUGUUUGACGUCUUCAGCAUGGGUGCUCAUCUUACUCAGCAAAUGGGAAGGCACACUAGCAAGAGGCCUUAUCACCGCCGGGACUGUGGGGUGACUUUCAAGAACAGAUCUCAUGUAACCCAACAUGUGAACACUUACAAUGGGAGGAAAAUGCAUGAAUGUCAUCAGUGCCAAAAAGCCUUCACCACGAGUGCUUCCCUUACACGGCACAGGAGAAUACAUACUGGGGAGAAACCCUAUGAGUGCAGUGCCUGUGGGAAAGCUUUCAAUGACCCCUCAGCUCUUAGGAGUCAUGCAAGAACUCACCUCACAGAGAAGCCCUUUGACUGCAGUCAGUGUGGAAAUGCAUUCCGAACCCUCUCCUCACUGAAGAUACACAUGAGAGUUCACACUGGGGAGAGACCUUAUAAGUGUGAUGAAUGUGGGAAGGCAUAUGGCAGGAGCUGCCAUCUCAUUGCACACAGAAGAACACACACUGGAGAGAGACCCUACGAAUGUCACGACUGUGGGAAAGCUUUCCAGCAUCCCUCACAUCUCAAAGAGCACGUCAGGAACCACACUGGAGAGAAACCCUACGAAUGCACACAGUGUGGAAAAGCCUUCCGAUGGAAGUCCAACUUUAACUUGCACAAGAAGAACCACAUGGUAGAGAAAACAUACGAGUGUAAAGAGUGCGGGAAAUCCUUUGGGGACCUCCUCUCACGGAGAAAACACAUGAGAAUUCACAUUGUAAAGAAACCUGUUGAAUGUAGACAGUGUGGGAAAGCCUUCAGAAACCAGUCCAUCCUUAAGACACACAUGAAUUCCCACACUGGAGAGAAACCGUAUGGGUGCGAUCUCUGUGGGAAAGCCUUCAGUGCAAGCUCCAACCUAACUGCGCACAGAAAAAUACACACUCAAGAGAGGCGCUACGAGUGUGCCACCUGCGGUAAGGUCUUUGGUGAUUAUUUAUCGCGGAGGAGGCACAUGAGCAUUCAUCUCGUAAAGAAGCAUGUUGAAUGCAGACAGUGUGGGAGGGCCUUCAGAAACCAGUCGACCCUUAAGACACACAUGAGGAGUCACACAGGAGAGAAGCCUUAUGAGUGUGAUCACUGUGGGAAAGCCUUUAGCAUCUGCUCGAACCUUAAUGUGCACCGGAGGAUACACACUGGGGAGAAGCCCUAUGAGUGCCUGGUCUGCGGGAAAGCCUUCAGUGAUCACUCAUCCCUCAGGAGUCACGUGAAGACACACCGGGGAGAGAAGCUCUUCACAUCAUCAGUGUGGAAAAGGCUCCAGUGACACAUCUCUUUAAAGAGAAACAUGAGAGCGCAGACCUGGCAGGUGUAAGGAAGGCAGGAAGCCUUGAUGAACUCAUCUCACUGGGCACAAAAGAAUAUGUGUUAACUUGGGAGAAAUCCAAUUUGUGUAAUAACUGUGGAAAGACUUGGGUUUUUCCACAUCACUUUGGAGAUAGUGUGAGAACUCAAGAGAGUUGAGAAAACAUGUGUUUGUGGUGUGAAGAAGCCGUCAGUGUACGUUUAGCUCUCAACAAACGAGAACUUAGGGGGAGAAACCCUAGUCUGAUAUUUAAUGUCAAAAUGACUUUAGCAUCACCUUGUACCUCCUUGGCACAAGAGUAAGCCCACCAGGGAGGAUCUCUGUAAAUUCCAAGACUGGACAGACCUUUCCUGGUCUCACUGUAUUCCUCAUGAGAGAAAUCACACUGAAGAGAAAAACCUAUGAAAUAAGGAACAUGGGAAAGUCGGUAAUGGGUGGGCAAACUAUGGCCAGCUGUCUGUUUUUGUACAGCUGGCAAGCUGAGAAUAUUUGUUGCAUUUUUAAGAAGAAAAAUAUGUGCCAGAGAUCAUGUGUGCCCGACAAAGUCUAAAAUACUGUCUGGCCCUUUACAGAAAAAAAUUGCCAGUCCUUGGUCUACAGUGGUUCUCAACUGGGGAUAACUUUGCUCCCCGGGAGACACUUGGCAAUGUCUGGAGACAUUUUUGGUUGUCAAAGCUGGGGAGGUGCCACUGGCAUGUUUUGGGAAACAUCGGGGUUGCUGUUAAAUAUCCUGCAGUGGACAGGAGGCUUCCCCCAAGAGAGAGAAAUUAUGUGCCCCAAAAUGUCAGUAUUGUUGAGGUUGAGAAACCUUAGCCAACAAUCCCUCCAUUUUUUAUGAAACGCGUGGGUACUCACACUAGGAGAAAUUUCUAUUUAAAACUUCAAAAUUAUAAUCUGUGUAAUUCUUUCAGGAAACACAUGAGAACCCACACUGCAGACAAUCCCUAUGUGGAGAUAAUUUCAUCCACAGCCCUGUCACUUGUGCAUAUGAGAAUUCACUCCCCAGUGGGAUUUCUUAGUAAAUGUGGAAUUGCACUUAUCAGUCUUUCAUCAUGAAAGUGGACCCCAGCUCAUGAAUUUUUAAGUCUUUAAUUUUAAGAUUAUGCUCUUCCAAAUAACCCUUAUGCCCCAUCACAGAAGGUUUGUAUAUCGUAUUUUUACUAGAAUUUCAUUCUCGAUAUGUCUUCAUUUCCUUUUGGACAACUUACUUGACCGAUGGAAUUUUUUAGAAUAGUGUUAUAUGCUGUGUAACAUGUGGGUAUUUUUAGUACCUGUUUGUUACAAGUAUCUAAUUCAAAUGCAGUUGUGAUCAGAGCAGGAUGUCUUCAUCAGAUUGAUCCUUUGGAAUGUUUUUGGCCUCCCAUCCAGCCAAGAGUAACAUAUAGUUGCUCCUUCAGUAUCUCAUAUUCUUUUAUAUCAAGAAAGUCCAAGUUUUGUCUGAUUAGUAAGGUGUGCUAUUUUUAAAAAUCUCUUACAGGUUUUCCUGCAGCUAGUACAGUCCAUGUCCACAGCCUGGCCAUUGACAAAUAAGCACAUAUCACUGUAUGGGCUGUAAAAAAGCUUUUGAAAAAGAGUCAUUCUUGCCUAGAUUCUUCUCUACAUUUUUUUUCCUUGCUCUUCUCAUUACUUCUUACCUUGAAAAGAGAUUCAGUAUCUUGUGUUAAAGGUGCAUCUUAUGACCGUGAGGAUGCAAGCCACAGGCUGAAGGGGGAGAUAACCGCAGAAAAAUCACAAUGAUCCUGGCUUCCCCCGUGGCUUCUCUGAGUGUCUGCAAUAGUCCUGGAUUUGUUGUUUCCAGACUUCCUAUUACAUGAGAAAAAAGAAAACUGAUAAUUGGUUUAAGCUACUUUGGAUAUUUGAUUGCUUAAUCUAUUUAAUAAUUGUUUUAUUGGUGGCAGGAGGGUUCCACUGUACCCAGCUGGAUGCUAUCUGUAACCCAUACAUCUGGUCAUUAGUGAGGUUGGAGAGCUGCUACAUGUGUGGGUAUAACCUACUUAUACUUUUAGUUGUUGGAUAUGGGUUUUAAAAAUCCUUAAACCAUGUUUUUAAAUUGUAUUUCAAAUCCCUGAUGUACUUAAACAUUACUUCUUGACUUGUGUUGAAAUAAGUGUAUUAGUUUUCACAAAAGCUCUAAGAAGUAGGUACCACCAGUAACUCCCUUUUGCAUAUGGGCAGUCUGAGGCAAGGAAGUUUAAGGGUGCUCGUGUGAGGUCAGCUCAUUAACAAGUAGUAGUGUCUGUGUUUUGAGUCCAUACUCUCUUAUGUCAGGCCCUGUUUGGUGCCCUGAAUCUAUAACAGUGAGUCAGGAUUUUUGCCUUCAUGGUGAUCACAUUCUACUUGGGAUUAAGGCACGUGAUAAACAAAUGAGUAAAUAUAUUGUAUAUCAGGUGGUGGUCAGUUCAGUGCUGGGAAAUUUAAGCAUGCUGAUGAUGAGAGGGAUGCGGGGGUUCAGUGGAACUAUUGGAUGGAUAGUGAACGCCUUUCGUUUAAGGGGACAUUUGAGUAGAGAUGUAAAUUCGCUGCCAGUGUGCACCAUGCUGUAAUGUGGGGAAGAGCACCCUCGGCAGUUCAAAGGUCAUGAAAAAGAAUUUUGCUUGGGACAGAGGGGCCAGUGUGACUGGAGUCAGGCAAGCUUGGGAAUUGCAGAAGGUGUUGAGGUCAGAGCUGGAUUGAGGUCCUGUUCACUGCAGCAUCUUGUGGGUUAACUGGAAGGACUUUGCCUUUCUUUCUCAGUGUGGAAAGUCAGUGGAGGAUUUUGGACAGAGAAGUGACAGCCAUUCAAUUUCUGUUUUUAGAGGAACAUAGUGGCUUAUGGGUUGAUAGGCUAAAUAGAGGGACAAGAUGCAAACAGAAACCUGUUAGAAGGUCAUUGCAAAGUUCAAGUUAAAUGUAACAGGGUCCAGAUUAUUAGUAGUAGGGGUGUUUUUAGAGUCACGUUGAAUGUGGCUGUAGUUUCUUUUGUAUUUUCAUCCCACAAUUCGUUUAACUAGUGCUGAUGUACAGUUAGUUGCUGGACUAUUUCCACUUUUCCCAGUUAGGAACAAUGCUGCUUUAAGAAAUUGUGUACAUGCCUUCUGGAGCGUUGCUGAGUUAUUCCAGGAGUGUGAAAUUGCUGGGUUGU
Molecule: messenger RNA, 4982 nt
Organism: Lagenorhynchus albirostris (white-beaked dolphin)
Lineage: Eukaryota; Metazoa; Chordata; Mammalia; Artiodactyla; Delphinidae
Gene: ZNF317
Product: zinc finger protein 317
Exons: 6
Coding region: 26-1822 (598 amino acids)
Biological process (GO): regulation of DNA-templated transcription
Source: RefSeq, a predicted model, not a curated record